Brassicogethes aeneus is the source of this 3339-nucleotide messenger RNA. The record is from the annotation of a GenBank genome assembly. NCBI's taxonomy places the organism in Eukaryota, Metazoa, Arthropoda, Insecta, Coleoptera, Nitidulidae.
AUUCAGUGUAACCAGCCAUGUUGGGCAGUGACAGAUUAUUUAGUGUUUACACGUAAAGUUUUUUAGUUAAAAAUAUUGUUAAGUGUGUUGUUAAGUGACUUAUUAUUGGAUUAAUCAUGACGGCCACAACGGAGUCAGCCAAUUGGGGCACAGAAUUAUGGGACCAAUACGACAACUUGUCACUUCACACAAUGAAAGGAAUAGAUUUUUUAGAAAAAUAUGGCAACUUCGUUAAGGAUAGAGCAAUUAUAGAAUGUGAAUAUGCCAGUAAAUUAAGGAGAUUAGUCAAAACCUACCAACCUAAGAAAAAGGACGAAGAAGAAUACCAAUACACACCAUGUAAGGCGUUUAAAGCAUUAAUGCACGAAGUCAACGAUUUAGCAGGUCAGCAUGAAGUGGUAGCUGAAGACCUACAGGCAAAAGUUAUUAGGGAGUUGUCAGUGUUAGUAAAGGACCUUAGAGAGGAAAGAAAGAAACAACUUCAAGAAGGCCACAGGUUAUCUCAAUCAUUACAAAUACAGAUAGAAAAUUUGCACAGAGCAAAAAAGGCUUACGAUAAAGCGUUUAAAGAUUCGGAAAAGGCACUGGAAAGCUUCCAAAAGGCUGAUGCAGAUCUUAACUUAUCUAGAGCAGAGGUUGAAAAACAACGAUCAAACUUGUCGCACAAAUCGCAAACUUGCGAGUACGCGAAAAACGAGUACGCCGUGCAGCUGCAACGGACAAACGAACUGCAACGCGAGCAUUUCCGAACAGGUUUGCCCGAGGUGUUCCGAUCCUUGCAGGAGCUCGACGAAAAACGGAUAAAGAACAUCAAGAAUUUCAUACAAAGUUCCGUGGUCAUCGAACGAAACGUUUUUCCAAUCAUCAACAAGUGUCUCGAUGGUAUACUUAAAGCUGCCGAUAUAAUCAACGAAAAAGAGGAUACGAUGUUGGUAAUAGAACGGUAUAAGUCCGGUUUUGUGCCGCCUGAAGAUUUUCCCUUCGAGGACCUAUCGAAAGGAAUAAGUGAUACCGGUAGUGCUACCAAUAUAAAUAAUAUAGCGCAUAGUGGUAAAUUGAAGGAUGGUGGUUACACGGUGAAAGGAACAAUAACUGGAAAGGCCUUGAAGAAACGCGUCGGUAUUUUCCAGAUUUUCGGAAGUCGAGGGCUUACAGAAGUCUGUAUGGCGAUAAAGAAUGCUGCAAUUUCUGAUGGAAAGGAGGACCUUAGCGACCUUCCUCCCAACCAAAGGCGGAAAAAGCUUCUACAAAAAAUCGAAGACCUGAAAGUUAAAGUGGCUCAAGAAACUGCGGCACGUGACGGCCUUAUGAAGAUGAAAACGGUAUACGAAGCAAAUCCUGCAUUAGGAGAUCCAAUGUCGAUAGAAGGACAACUGAAUGAGUGCUAUCAGAGGCUGGACAAGUUCCAGAACGAGCUGAAACGGCACCAGGGCUACCUGGAGGACGCGAUGAAAGGAAUCCAGUCGGGAGGUGGCGGACAGAACAACUCGCUGACAAACUCCCCCAGGUUAACGAACGGCGCGCGGCGCCACAGGAAUUCGGGCGGCAGCGCCGCCGAGGAGGAGUCCCUCAGCAGGUCUGCGAGCGACAGUAGCGUCACGAAUCCCACGCUGAACCAUAACAAACAAUCGGCACCCGGCACACCUCAGCUUAACAAUCACGGUUGUUCCAAUAGCCCGGAAAGUGGACUGGGCACGUCGCACACAUCCCUGCCCGGAGUCGAUUCUGAUCCUGAUCAGUACGACGGAAACGGAGUCGAUCCGGACAGCGAGUUCUAUGAAGCUGACAUGCUGCCAUCUAUAGGAACCUGCAAGGCUCUCUACGCUUUUGAAGCAACAAGUGAAGGUAGUAUACCAAUGGAACAGGACGAGGAGCUACAUUUAAUUGAAUUAGAUCAAGGUGAUGGUUGGACAAGGGUAAGACGUAAAGAUGGUGAAAAUGAAGAAGGUUUUGUUCCCACUUCGUACAUUGAAACAACAUUAUUUAACACUUAAAUUAUUGCAAAGUAUAAAGAAGAUUUUUUGUGUAAGAGAAAAAUAUAUGUUUUCUAAUUAUUCUUGCAAUGUGUUUUGCUCAGUUUGUAAACAUAACUUGUGAUCAAAAUAUGUAGGGAAACAGUGGAAUUUACUUAAAAAUUUAAAAUAAUUGAAUGCUUCAUUUAGUAACUUACUUGAAUUAAAUUUUUGAUGAAACAAAUAGUAAUGAACAAGCACAAGAACAAAUUUUUAAUUAUUGUAAUGUUUUGCGUCCAUAUAGCUAAAGUAUUGCUUGUCGCGAUAUAUUGAUAUUCGCUUAGCACAAUUCUAUUAAGUUGAAUAUUUGUUACUGCUAUAAUUGUUGCAUCGUUUUCUACAGUCUGUACAUUUCUAGCGAGAAUGUAGCUAACCCAUGAUAUAUCGCAAGCAAUUAAAGGGGGUCACCCUAAAUAGAAUUAAGAAAUUUUUUUGGGGGUAUUUAUUAUUCAAUUUUGUAUUAUUAAGAAAAUACUUUGAAUUAACAAGAAUUUUAAACUUCUAUUUACAGUAACCCCUUAAACAUAUUUAAUAUUGCCUGUGAUACAUUGGGUUGGGUUUUCUGUAUAUGCCCAUUAUAUUAUUACUAAUAUUAUCUAUUAUUAAUCAAUACUUGUAAUAUACUAGUUAUAGUUUUAUCAUUUAAUUUUUUAUAAACAAUCAAAAUAUGAAUAAAUUCUCGUCCUCUUGGUAUGGAUAAACAUUAUAUAGGUAAGAACACUAUCAUAUUUUGUUCAUUAUUGUUUAAACUGUUGAUGUAAAUAUCCAUUUUUAUUCAGUAGUAACAUGUGAUCAUUAAAUAGAAACAUACUAUAUAUUUUUAUUAUUUAAAAUUUAUUUUUAUUGUAAAAUUUUCAUUUAUAGAUAGAUUUUGAUUUAUUUGAAGGAAUUUGUGGUGCAGUGCGAAAAAAUUUCAGUUGUUUCAAAUUAAACGCGAGUUUUGCUCAGGCUUUGGUGGGCUUUUAAGGAACGUUUUAAAAUGUAUUUUUGGAUAUCAAAGUAAAAUAGUUUUAUUAUAAUUAUAUCAUGCUCAUAUCAUCUCAUUUCAUGUAAUAGAUAAUAGAAAACAUUUAAGUGGUGGUCAAAAUAUGCAAUAAGUACAUACUUUUCCUAUGUAUAAAUUUAUUGACUAUUAAAAAUGUUAAUUCUGUAUUGUUAUGGAUUGUGAACAGUAGAUUCAUGCAUAUCAUUAUCAUUGUUCGUAGAAAUCCUCCUUAAAAGCUCAUUUAAAUGUAUAUUGUAUUUGGAGUGUAUGUCAAUCACGCUAAAAUUUAUUAUUGAAACAUUGUAUAUGACUGAUCAUUGUAUUAUAAAUAAAUUUAGCAUG